UUGAAGCUCAACAAUCGCCGAUAUAUGAAAUUCUUGUUGUAGUAUUAUUUAUACAUGCAAUGGUACACGUAUGCACAGUUGCUAUUAUAAAUGGAUUGAUUUUUACUUUGGUGCUACACGUAAGCGGACAAAUUGAUAUAGUAUGUCAAGAGAUCAAAAAUUUUUCCAAUAAUAUCUUUCUUCAUGGAUCUUCAGUAUCUUCAUUUGGAAUGCUGAUCGAAAGACAUAAUAAAAUUAUUUUGUUUUCUGAUAACAUCGAAAAGCUUGUCUCCUUUAUUGCAUUGAUGCAAGUUGUUUUGAAUACUUUAGUUAUUUGUUGUCUAGGAUUUAUUGUCAUAAUUUCUAUCCAUAAUGAAAAUGCUGUUGAAAAUUUGGUUUUCGUGUUAGUAAAAACCGGUUUUACUUACUUUGUUAUAAUAAUGGAACCCUUUGUCGUUUGCUUUGCCGGAGAAUAUCUUAGCCUUAAGGGCAAGUUAAUUGCAAAUGUAACAUAUGAAACUCUUUGGUAUGAUAUGCCAACAAAUUCGGGUAAAAUUAUAAUGUUUAUGAUAAUGAGAUCUCAGAAGCGACUGACAAUCACGGCAGGGAAAAUGAUGGAUAUGUCAUUUGAAACUUUUACAAGCAUUAUGAAGGCGUCAGCGUCUUAUGUAUCCGUUUUAAAUGCUAUGUACUGA
Wasmannia auropunctata (little fire ant) is the source of this 674-nucleotide messenger RNA. RefSeq names its product odorant receptor 22c-like. Gene Ontology annotation, molecular function: odorant binding; olfactory receptor activity. NCBI's taxonomy places the organism in Eukaryota, Metazoa, Arthropoda, Insecta, Hymenoptera, Formicidae. The record is from RefSeq and is a predicted model, not a curated record. The transcript is spliced from 5 exons. Gene Ontology annotation, cellular component: plasma membrane. Bases 60 to 674 code for a protein of 204 amino acids. Gene Ontology annotation, biological process: sensory perception of smell; detection of chemical stimulus involved in sensory perception of smell.